AUGUUUUUUUCGGAAUCAGGUCAGUUUUGCUCAACUCAGAUUUCGAAUAAUUAGUGAUUAUUCCAGAGAUGUUCUUUUCAUAAAUAUUAGGCCACGGAGGUAGGAAUAUAAUUGUUAAACAUCAUAAUUCAAUUUUUCCUUUUCCUCCUUCCUAUCUACGCUCUCAAGCCAGGUUUUGGAAUUGUUCUAGUUACAGGUAUGCCUCGCAUAUACCUCGGUAAAAUCCCAUAUAAUGCGCGUGAGCGUGACAUCGAACGUUCCUCAAAGGGUACGGAAAAAUCACUAACAUCUCGAUGAAAUAUGGAUUUGCCUUUGUCGACUUCGAAGACACCCGAGAUGCUGAAGAUGCGUGCCACGAUUGGAUGGAAAGACUAUGGGCGAUAGGUAUGAUUGGAGACGUGCUUUUUGAAUUUAAAAUCCGAAAUUUAUAGUUCCAUGCGCGUCAUCGUGGAAAUGGCCAAAGGAAGACCGCGCGGAAGUGAUGCAUACCGUUCGAGAUCUCCGAGACGUCGUUCUCGUUCUCCAAGACGUCGUUCGCGUACUCCACCGAAACGCCGUUCCCGCAGCCGUUCUCGCGAUCGCAAGCGCACUCGCAAAUCUCGCUCGAGAAGCUCGUCGAAAUCCAAAUCUCCAGUUCGUGGAAGUCGCCGCAGAAGCGAAUCGCGCUCGCCGAGUCCAAAGCGUGAAGUGUGAGUUUUCUCUCUAUUUUUAAGUUUAUACGACGGUAGCAACCUCUCGUACCGUUUUAGCUACAAUUCACUGACAAACCAAUGUCACCUACAAGCACAAUUGACAAUGGUCACCUAGCUGAGACACAAUCAAAGCACAAUGUGGUUCAUCCAUUUCCAACCUCAUCCCGCUCAGUCCCCGCAGCUUCCCAAAACCGCAGUUUCAAUUAAAAGAGUGAGGUUAACACCUUUAAAACAGAGUUCCGUGCUCAAUCGCGAUUCGCGUAUCUGGCGCAGUACUGACGAUGGAAAAAACACGCACAUCCGCCUUCAGGGAGCUUUUUCAUCCACUUGUUUUCAGGAAGCGUGAAGUUUCGAAGUCUCGAUCCCGUUCGCCGCCUCCGUCUAAGGAUCGCAGCAGAAGCGCGUCCCCACAGAAGGUAUUUUCAUUGCAAAUGUAGCAGCGAUAUCUGAGCUGUUUUAGAAUGGUCGUGGUGACACAAGCCGCAGUGGAAGCCGUGACCGCAGCCGUGGAGCCAGCCAUGAUCGCAGUGUUUCACGUUCUCCGUCUCCAAGAUCUCCAAAAGAAUGA
Molecule: messenger RNA, 1260 nt
Organism: Caenorhabditis sp. 36 PRJEB53466
Lineage: Eukaryota; Metazoa; Nematoda; Chromadorea; Rhabditida; Rhabditidae
Source: the annotation of a GenBank genome assembly